AUGCCCUCCGUCAGGGAGCUGAUGCGGCAGGAGAAGCUGCGGCGGCAGCAGCAGCGGGAAGCAGCUGAGCGGGCGAAGGCAGCAGCAGCAGCAAAAGCAGCAGCAGAGGCAGCAGCAGCAGCAGAAGCCGAAGCAGCAGCAGCAGCAGCAGCAGCAGCUGCUGCUGCUGCUGCUGCUCCCAAGCAGCCAGAAGCUCCGUCUCAGGUGCUGCAGGGAUACAGCGAUGAGGAAGAAGAACUUUCAGAAAAAAAAGAAAAAGAAGAAAAAGAAGAAAAAGAAAAAAAUGAAUUUAAUGGAAUUGAUGGACUUCCUCCAGACUUCUUUGAUGAUCCCGAAGAGGCAGCUCGUGCUGCGCAGCAGCAAGACAGCGAACCCCCAACGCCCGAAGCAGCAGCAGCAGCAGCAGCAGCAGCAGCAGAGGAGGACGACAGCGAGGAAGUGCUGGGCUACGAAAUUGAAGAGCCAGAUGAGUCGCUGCUGCAGCCGCUGGUGGCCGAUGUGACAGAAGAUACAGAAGCAGGUGCUGCUGCUGCUGCUGCUGCUCCUGCUGAAGCAGCAGCAGCAGGAGAAGCAGCAGCAGCAGGAGCGGCAGAAGCAGCGUCUGCAGCAGCGGAUGCGGCAGCCGGAGCAGCAGCUGGACCUGCAGCAGCGGAUACAGCCGCUGCCGCCGCAGCAGCUCCUGCAGCAGCAGCUGCAGCAAAAGAAGAGCCCCAGCAGGCAGCAGCAGCAGCAGCAGCAGAGGAGGACGCAGCAGCAGCAGCAGCAACUUCUUUCAUCGUGAGCAGCUUAGAGCUUUCCACGGCUAUUGAUGAGUCGCGCUGGUACAGUCCCUUCUCGACGGCCCUCCACAGCGAGGUUCUGGUGGAGGAGGAGCGCAUACAGCAGCAGGAGCGUCGGGCGCAGGAGGUGGCGCGGCUGCGGAGCGAAGCAGCAGCAGCAGCAGCAGCAGCAGCAGAAGCUGCAGCGAAGGGGAAGAGGAAGCGCAAGGCCCAGCAGCAGCAGCAGCAGCAGCAGCAGCAGCAGGGCGAGCUGCCGUGGGGCUUCUUCGACGACUUCGACAAAGACGCAGCAGCAAGAGGGGAAGUGGGGCCUUCGGAGCUGCUGCGGCAGCAGCAGCAGCUAAAUGAAAAGAAGCGGCAGCUAGUAGCAGAUAUUAAAGAAGGCAAACAAGAAGCAGCACAAGUGCAGCAAGACAUAAAAGCUUUUGUGGGCCAAGUGCUGCUGCUGCAGGCCGAGCAGCAGCAAAUCGAGAAGCAGCUCCACGCCCUCAAGCAGCGCGCCCUCGCCCUCAAGCAGCAGCAGCAGCAGCAGCAGCAGCCGAAGCAGUGCAAGACCGAGCCGGCUGACCAGGGCGGCAGCGCUGCUGCUGCAGCAGCAGCAGCAGCAGCAGUGAAGGAAGAGAAGCAGCAGCAAAUGGAGGCAGCAGCAGAAGAGGAGUCCAGCGACGCAGACUCCGACGCAGACGAUGACACAACAUGGCGCAGCAAAUGUCUUGCGUGA
Eimeria tenella is the source of this 1500-nucleotide messenger RNA. RefSeq lists its product as uncharacterized. The coding region runs from base 1 to 1500 and encodes 499 amino acids. The transcript has 2 exons. Lineage: Eukaryota; Apicomplexa; Conoidasida; Eucoccidiorida; Eimeriidae. The record is from RefSeq and is a predicted model, not a curated record.